This is a messenger RNA of Neopsephotus bourkii (Bourke's parrot), 3317 nucleotides long. RefSeq names its product nectin cell adhesion molecule 3 (gene NECTIN3). The transcript is spliced from 9 exons. The coding region runs from base 194 to 1786 and encodes 530 amino acids. NCBI's taxonomy places the organism in Eukaryota, Metazoa, Chordata, Aves, Psittaciformes, Psittacidae. The record is from RefSeq and is a predicted model, not a curated record. Gene Ontology annotation, cellular component: adherens junction; apical junction complex. Gene Ontology annotation, biological process: heterophilic cell-cell adhesion; homophilic cell-cell adhesion; symbiont entry into host cell.
AGAGCGCGGAACACGCCUGCCUCCCCCCCCUGCCCGCGGCGGGGUGGUGUGGCCCGCCCUGAGGAGGGCGGGGACCGGCGUGCAGCGCCUCCCUGCUCAGUGACACACACACCCGGUGCGGGGAGGCGGCGGCGGCUGCUCGGGAAGCGGGCGGGCGUCGUAGCGGCGGCGGCUGAGAGCCCGAGCCCCGAGCAUGGCAGGGGCCGAAGCCGCUGCGGAGGCUGCCGAUGGUUUCCUCGUUUCGCCGGCUUCUCCCGCCCGCCGGGAACUUUCUGCAGCGGUCUGUGGCGGUGCCUUCCCGCGGUGGUGGUGGUGGUGGCAGCGGCGGCGGCAGCAACACCGGCGGCGGCUCCGCUCGGCGGUGCCUCCCGGGCCGGGGCUGGGGCUGCUGGGGCUGGUUUUCUCUCGCUUCUGCUGCAGUGCCUUAGCUGGACCAAUUGUUGAUCCACAUGUGACAGCAGUUUGGGGGAAGAAGGUUGCACUGAAAUGCAUUAUUGAUGUAAACGAAACAAUAGCACAAGUUUCCUGGGAGAAGAUACAUGGGAAAAGUUCACAGACUAUUGCUGUUCAUCAUCCUGAAUACGGAAUAUCUGUUCAAGGAGAAUACCAAGGAAGAGUGUCGUUUAAAAACUAUUCACUUACUGAUGCAACUAUCAUCUUAAAAAACGUAAGCUUUUCUGAUGCAGGAGAGUAUAUUUGCAAGGCAGUUACAUUCCCACUUGGAAAUACCCAGUCAUCAACAACUGUAACAGUACUAGUUGAACCUGUUGUGAGCUUAACGAAAGGACCAAACCCUCUAAUAGAUGGUGCAAAUAGGACAGUAGCAGCCACUUGUACAGCAGCCACUGGAAAACCUGCUGCAGAGAUUGACUGGGAAGGAGGUCUUGGUGAAAUGGAAUCCAGCUCUACGUUGUUUCCAAAUGAAACGGUGACAGUUGUCAGUCAGUACAUGAUUGUCCCUACACGAUUUGCAAGAGGAAGACGUAUAACUUGUGUGGUGAGGCACCCUGCUUUGGAAAAGGAAAUAAGAUACCCGCAAGUGUUGGACAUACAGUAUGCCCCAGAAGUUUCAGUAACUGGCUAUGAUGGAAACUGGUUCAUUGGGAGAGAGAAUGUUCAGCUCAGAUGUAAUGCCGAUGCAAACCCAUUACCUAUGGAAUUUAUGUGGACCAGGUUGGAUGGACAAUGGCCUGAGGGAUUGCUAACUGUUAACAAUACUCUGCAGUUCAGCAGCCCGUUGUCUUACAACUACAGUGGGACUUAUAUCUGUAAGGUGACUAAUGCCCUUGGUCAAAGAAGUGAUCAGAAGACCAUCUACAUAUUAGAUGUGCCAUUUAAGCAGACCUCUUCUGUUGCUGUAGCAGGGGCUGUGAUUGGAGCAGUCCUUGCUCUUUUUAUCAUUACCAUCUUUGUGACAGUGCUGCUGACCCCAAGGAAAAAAAGACCAUCUUACCUUGACAAAGUGAUUGAUCUUCCACCCACUCACAAACCAUCUUCAAAUGAGGAAAGAGCAUUCUCUGUACCACAGAAAGAAGCCAUGCUUCAGAAUGAAAGUUUUGCUUUGCAAAGCCAGUACAGAGAAAAGGAUACUGUAAACUUUCAUCACAUGAACAUUGUGAAUGGAAGACAACUUACUUGUGAGGCUGAAGAGCCACAGGAAGAAGAAGGCAUUCAGCAUAUGUAUCCUGUUUAUCAGCAAACAUACUACAAAAGUUGGAGCAGCACGUACCCGGAUAACUCAGGACCUGGAAGAGUCUACAUCAAUCCAAGGGAGCACUAUGUAUGAUUCUGUACCCAGAUGUCUUCAACUGUUAAGAUACGAGGAGUUUAUUACCUGUUGACAUUAAGCCCAAUGUGUCUUGUAGGCUUUCAUCUCUGAAAUAAGUCUUUUUGGGUUUUUUUUUCCUGUGGGAGCACAUUGCAUGGAGAAUUUUAUAUAGAUAAACCCUAUGGAAUUUGAAACUUUACUUGCUUCUAGCCUUAUAGUUUUAUCAGCCUGACAAAAGAGGAGAGCCAUUUAGCUUUAUUAACCUUUAUAGUCAUAAGAUGUAUAAACUUGAUGAAUUGGUUGACACAGGCCAAAAUGUAGUUAAGCUGUUUCCCUGGUUAUUUUUGGGAGCAUUCUCUCUCUGAAUGGAUACUUUACACUAACCUAUGUAAAACUAUGUAUAAGUAAGUAAAUAUGAGCAAGACAGCUGAAUCCCUCAUGAUAUAAUCACUCUCAGCUGAGUAAUUUUUUCACAUCUUAGAAAAGUUGGGAUAAUUGUCAUUUUGACUGGCAUUAGCUAUUGAUUUCUCAACUAGCUCUACCUCUCCCAGUCAAAUGAGCAACUAGACUACCUCUCAAAUACUUUGUUUCAUAGCAGAAGCUGUGUGUCUUCCCACCUUGUUAAAAGUGAAGCAGUUUCCUUACAUCAGAAACUAUUCUGUUUUAUAUUGAUCCUGGCGGUUAUUUGAAGUUACUUGUUGGCUGUAGUUGCAUAGUAGCUCUUGUGUGAAACUUAGCUGUAGGAAGUAGAUGACUAGACAGACCAAACUUCCUAAGAGAGUCUUAGGUAUAGCUGCAUCUUGCCUAUAAAUUGCUGUUCAGCUGUUUUUCCUGUAUUAAAUCUUGGUUACUCCCAUAGUAACUUAAAGUGUUACUCCCUUAUUACAUCUUGCAGACUUGGUAAUAAAUACACUUGACAUUCUUUGGUUUCUUCUCAGUUGCAGUAAAAGGGCCUGUGAUGUGUUCUUACAUCUUAGCAAGAAAAGGAAAACUUGAGUAGACUGUGAGUAGUUUUCAACACUGUCUUUUAAUCUUAACCAGCAGUGUGCAGUAACUGGAGAAUGGCCUGGUGUUACCAGUGCUAACAUUAUCCCAUGUGAACUUCUGAGUAUGGAGUGAUGGUUGAAAAUAGUGCUCAGGGUCUGUUUGUAAAAACAAAGUUUUCCUUUGGAGCAAAAAGUAAACGUUUAAUAAAUAAAAUAAUAUGUAUUCUGAAAUGAGCUUUACAGGACAAUCUUAAAGUUUUUUAAGACACCAGGAAACAAGACACUGACUAAAAUUUGCUUGAGAAACUGAAAUGGCUUGUGUGUUCUAUACACACUAGUACAGAAUAAUGAUUUUCAGUCAGAUGAUCUGCAGAAAUGUUGAGAAGAAUGGCUAUGUCACGCUCAACUAGCUAUUGUUACAUUAUUAAACAUUACUUCUGUGAUAUUAGGGUUUUCUCUGAGGAUGCUGGAAUGUUCAGAGAGAAGAGUCACAGUUGCAGAAGCAAUAGAAUUGAAAGCCAGUAUAGUUAAGUGUGCUACAGGCAGGAUGCCAUUUUAACCUG